Messenger RNA from Effrenium voratum, 3822 nucleotides. NCBI's taxonomy places the organism in Eukaryota, Dinophyceae, Suessiales, Symbiodiniaceae. The record is from the annotation of a GenBank genome assembly.
AUGAAGAUGCGGGUGGCCUUUCAGCGCUUCUGCUCGGAGGACAACGACCUGUACCGCGGGCAGGUGCAUGAGGUUUUGACGCACCUUAACUAUGUGCCCGUGUCUGAGGACAAGGCUACGGCCAUUGCCAAAGACACCAACGAGUUUUCGACUUUGGACUUCCAAGACUUUUGCGACUUCUCCGAGCGGUACAUGAACUACGAGCGCGAGGUGAUCCGGGUGAAGAUUGAGGAAUGGACCUCGCGGGAGAAGGAGGAGGACUACGAGGUGGAUGCUGUGAAGGAGUGCCAGGGCUUUCUGAAGUCCAUGGGCACCGUCUGCCUGAAGGCGGCGGUGGAGGAGACCUUGGUGCUGGGGGGCCUCAGCGGUCUGGAGUGCACCAAGGCGGAGGAGCUGCUGCGGUUCCUGGCAGCCUUCCGUGCCCGCGAGGGCUUCACCGCUGAGGAGAUCACCCGCAUUCAACAGAUCUUCGACGCCUGCGAGGCCGAGCCACAACCCAAGACGGCCUCGGAGAUGCGCGCGGACAGGCACAUCAAGGCCUCCCAGCUGUGCACCGGCCUGCUGAAGUUCGCCGGGCUCUACUGCGCAGAACAGCUCAGAGAGCUCUUGGACAAGAUGGAGGAGAGCAUGGAGUUGGACAAGCCUCCGCCCAUCUCCUUCUUCGAGUUCCUGGUGUGCUGCAGACGCAUCCGAGACAUGAUGCUGCUGGCAGCCUCGGAGGAAUUCGACAACGUGGACCAGGAUGAGGACGGGGUCAUCGAGGGCGAAGAACUUCGGGAGUUCUGCAAGCCUUUGGGUUUCACCUUGUCCAACGCCGAGUGGGAGGAGAUGCUGGCAGAACAGGACAUCAGUCCAGAGGAUGACAUCGAGUUCCAGGGCGCGUGGAGCUUCCUUCAAGGCGUGCAGCAGAAGAACGGCUUCACACAGGAGGAGGCGGAUGAGCUUGAGGAAGCCUUUCACCGCUUCUCCGACACCACAGGAGAGCUGCAGAAUCUGAAGGUUCAGGAGCUGCUCGUGUACAUGGGCUUCCAAAGCUCCGUGGAGGAGGUGCAGAGCAUGGUGAGGAGAGUGGACUUCAAUGGGAACAAGACCAUGGACAAAAACGAGUUCCUCCGUUUGAUGCGCCUGCAGCGCGAGACCACCUUGGCCUCCUACACGGCGGCCUACGCGCGCUCCCGGCUCUACGCACGGCAGAACGCCACGCCCAGCGAGGUGACGAAGAUCCUGGAGUUGGCCAAGCUGCAGCCGAACGUCAAGAUCUUGAACCAAGCUUUGGAGUUGGUCAAGGAGUCGGGCGACUACGACGAGGAGCAGCCCUCCUUGUCCUGGGAGGGCUUCCUCAAAGUGGCGGACUAUUGCCGGAAGACCAUCCCCGUGGAGAACCGGAAGUACGCCCACUUCGACCUCCAGGAGAUCGCAGUCCUGCGCAAGUCCUUCAACUCCCAGGACGUGGACAGGAACGGCUGGAUCUCCAUCGGCAGCUUCUUGUGGCUGCUGAGCGACACCACCAUGCAGGUGAACACGGUCAAUGGCCGCGCCCGCAUGUAUGAGCAGAUGGAGCGUGCGCGCAAGCAUGCGCUGGAAGCCGGCGUGAAUCCUACGGAGGUGGGCAAUCCCCAGAGCCCGCGCUUGAGAUUCUUCCCCAUGAUCCACUUUGUGCAUGAGACGGUGAAGAACCACACCGAUGCAGUCUUCCAGCGAGAGGAUGAGGCGCUGAAGGCAGUCCAGUUCUCUCAGCCGCAGGUGGCGAUGUUCCGGGAGCUCUUCGGAGCCUUAGCGCGGCAGCGGGAGGUGGAGAAGGAGCCCGAGGUGAGUUGGCGCUUGGGCUUCUCCGUUUGCGUGAUGUACUUUCUCUCCCUCACGGGGCUGGGCGCGAACUUGGAGAAGCAGCAGAUGCUCCUGGGGCUGCGGAGCGGGGUGUGGUGCCUGGACUGCUUCCUGCUGGGGGCGCUGGGCUCCUGGCUCUCCAUGUCGGGCAUCGGGCCUUGGGAGGCCUUCCCCCUGCAGGACACGACCGAGCUGCCAAAAGGCAUCGGCCACGCCACCCACGGCACGCAGCUCUACUUCUCCUCCAACGGUAGGCUGACUCGAACCGACGCCGCCUCGGCCACGGCGACGGAGGAGCUGGAAGUCCUGGACCCGCACUCCUUCCUCGAGUACAACGGCGACCUCUUCUUCUUCGGCCGCCUGGGCGAUGCCGAGGGCCUCUGGGCCGUGAAAGGCCACGGCUCCAGCCCCGCGCUGCUGCAGCGCUUCGCCCCGGGCCUGGCGCUGCGCCCGGCCGCGGCGAAUUCGUCGAGCGCGGCGGGCGGCUUUGGCUUUGUGGCGCGGGGGCGCUGCGGCCACGGCCUGGCCGGCACGGUGGAGUUCAGCUCGAACGGCACGGCAGGAGUGCCAGAGGCUGAGGUCUCUGUCUUGGAUCUUUGCCUGCAGCUAGGCGCUGGGUGGACCUUGCGUCCCCCCACCGGGCGCCUGCUGGGGGUGCUGCUGCUGGGAGUGCUGCCCCAGACCGUGCUCGGGGCCUAUUUGCUGAUUCAGAAGCAGGUGCCGGGCGCCUUCUUCAACGUCUUCGCGGGCAUCUAUGCCAUGGUCUUCCUGAUCUGGCUACUGAUGAAGGCGGACGUGGGGAACAUGCUCUUCUUCCUGAAGGCCUCGGCCGUGACCUACGCCGCCACGACCUGCGUGGCGGUGGCGCUGCACCAACAGCUCUGGAGCGACCUCUCGGCGCCCUUCGCGGAGGAGCUGGGCACGUGGUCCGUGACCGUGGCGGCCGGGGCCUUCUUCGCCAGCUCACUGCUGCUGCUGGACAUGCCCAACGCCCCAGGCGGCUCCUGCGCGGUCUUCGCGGUGCUGCAGCUUCUGCUGAUCCUCUGGGCGCCCUUCACCCAGCGCUCGGCCCCGGCGCUGCUGGCGGCGCUGGGACUGCUGCUGCUGCUGCACCAGCUGACCGCAGACGUCUUCUUGCCGAAGCUGCGUCUGCAGGAGGAGUUGAACCAUGCACUGCAGCUGGCGAUGUUCUAUGCUCUCGGCACCUUCGUCCUGCUUGGCUUUUUGCUCUACAAAGACCAGCGGCACUGCCUGGAGGCCGCGGUGAAGGUCCGAUGGAAGGCGCCGGCGGCGCCGCCGCCGGACGCGGCGGACUCGGCGGCGGCGGAGAAGGUGUGGGAGCCCAAGGGGGAGGAGCCUUUGCCUCUGCUGGAGCCAGAGGACGACACGCAGGAGUCCUGGCUCAUGUUGGAGCAGCUGCCUAUGGGUCAGCUCCUCCAACUCCAGCGCCACUUCGGCGCCGUUUGGGGCGAGUCGCACGGGGCGAAAGCCGACGAGGUCUUCGAGUUGUAUUUGCAGCUCAAGAUCUUGCAGAUCCCUCAGCAUGCCAUGCAGGCGCAGCAAGUCCUCUCGGAGGCAGAAGAGGCCAUACGGCAGCAGAAAGAGAGGGAGCUGACGCUGGGGGCCGUAAUCAAGCGCCUCACCAAGGUGGACAGAGUGCCGGGCACUGAGAUCGUGAAGAUGGUGACCUUGAUGGGUGUCAAGUUGUCCGGGCCGCUGCGGCAAGAGCUCAUGGACAGGACGAUCCACUUCAGCGACCAGCCGGAUGGCGCAUUGGACUUCCCGGGCUUCUUGCAGCUGAUGCAAUGGAUGGUGGGCACCAACUUUGGCAACAUCAAUGCGGCCGCCGAGAACACCGUUAAGAUGCGGGGGCUCAUGGACAAGAGCGGGCGCCUGCAGCCGGGGCUGCUCUCCUUCGGAAAGUUCGCGCACAUGGAGGGCGUGAACGUCCGAGCCCGGCCGCGAAAUCUCCCCAGCGACAUCGAUCUCCUUUGA